Molecule: messenger RNA, 939 nt
Organism: Loa loa (African eye worm)
Lineage: Eukaryota; Metazoa; Nematoda; Chromadorea; Rhabditida; Onchocercidae
Exons: 8
Coding region: 1-939 (312 amino acids)
Biological process (GO): proteasome-mediated ubiquitin-dependent protein catabolic process
Cellular component (GO): Cul4-RING E3 ubiquitin ligase complex
Molecular function (GO): protein binding
Source: RefSeq, a predicted model, not a curated record
AUGGCUUCAACUAGUCAAGAUAGGCAAUUAAAAGACUUUGAAAUAUGGACAACAGCUGUGCCUACCUCUUUCUUAACAGAUAUAUCAAUUUUAAAAUUAUUGAAACGACGUGAGAUUGGGAAACGUGAAAGAUUCAUAAGUAAUCAGAAAUCAUCUGUGCCAAAAGCAACCGGAUCAUUUACAAUUAGUGAAAAAAUUAACCUUACUAAUAGAUUUCGUCCAAAUCGGCCAGUUGUAAUUCAAAAAUUACCGGUUCAAAUGUUGUGCUGUGAGCAUUUACCGGACGAGAAAUUAGUUACUGCAGCUCAAGAUGGAAAAAUGCGUUUUUACAUCCGAUAUUCGAAAGAAUACAAGUUUUAUCGGGAAUGUCGUAUACCACAUGGCAUAAAAUGGUUUCAUGAAAUUACUGUUCGUCCUAACUUUAAUCAAAUAGCUUGCGCAGCAGGCGAUGAUCGUGUUUAUUGUUAUUCUAUUGAUGGUUUUGAAGUAGAAUUACUUUGGAGUAAGAAAUGUGGAAUAAUACCUGCACCUAGAUUUCGAAAUAGGCCAUUAUUUCCGAGCUUACGUUAUAGCAUGAAUGAUAGCUACUUCUUAGUUGCUGGUUUGUAUGGUUAUGUCACCAUGCUGGAUAAUGAGACACAUGAUCUUAUCCAUGCGUUUCGAGCACAUCCAAAUGAUCCAAUGGCUAUUUAUUGUUGUAAAACUAAUCCAGAUGUAUACUGUACUGCAGGUCCGGAGGGAUAUUGUAAGGUAUGGGAUAGACGUGUAGCCAGUACACGAAGUAUCACUGGUAUAAGUACUCCUGUUGGUCGUUUUACUGGACAUAUUUCUCCAGUUACUUCACUUGAUGGUGAUUGUUUGGAUAGAUAUCUUGCAUCAACUGGUGGCGAUGAAACUGUUAAAAUUUGGGAUUUUCGUCGUUUUUCCCAUGUAUGUUAA